GCCACUAUACGGAUAGAAAAAGGUGUCAAAAAGCCACAGCCACAGAUGCUAAAGACUCCUGCUGCUAAUGGUAUCAUUGAAAGAGAUGAAACGCCUAUGGAGAAAGAAAUUGCGCGUCUGCAUCGAGCGGACUUCGAAUUCUCUGACAUAUUCUACUUCUGCAGAAAAGGGUUGGAAGCCAUUGUGGAAGAUGAAGUCACCCAAAGGUUUUCCUCUGAAGAGCUGGUCUCCUGGAAUCUCCUCACAAGGACUAAUGUCAACUUCCAUUACAUCAGCCUGAGGCUGACUGUUGUGUGGGUCAUUGGGGUUAUAGUGCGAUACUGCUUCCUGCUGCCCCUACGCUUUACCCUCGCUGCCAUUGGGAUUACCUCAAUGAUUGUGGGGACAACAAUGGUAGGACAGCUGCCAAACAGCAGUGUGAAAAACUAUCUGAGUGAAGUGGUCCACCUCACGUGCUCCCGCAUCCUUGUCAGAGCUCUGUCUGGUACUAUCCAUUACCAUAACAAGGAAAACAAACCUCAGAAAGGAGGAAUUUGUGUUGCCAACCACACAUCACCGAUAGAUGCAAUCAUUUUGACAAACGAUGGAUGCUAUGCAAUGGUUGGCCAGGUUCACGGUGGACUAAUGGGAGUUAUUCAGAGAGCCACCGUCAAGGCCUGUCCUCACGUCUGGUUUGAACGCUCAGAAAUCAAAGACCGCCAUCUAGUGACAAAAAGACUCAGGGAACAUGUGGCGGAUAAGAGCAAACUCCCGAUCUUAAUUUUUCCGGAAGGCACCUGCAUAAACAAUACAUCUGUAAUGAUGUUCAAGAAGGGGAGCUUUGAAAUAGGAGGGACAAUCUAUCCUGUUGCAAUCAAAUAUGAUCCUCAGUUUGGAGAUGCAUUCUGGAACAGCAGCAAAUACAACAUCGUGAGCUAUCUGCUGCGAAUAAUGACCAGCUGGGCCAUUGUUUGCAAUGUGUGGUACAUGCCACCAAUGGUUAGAAAGGAAGGCGAAGAUGCUGUGCAGUUUGCCAACAGAGUGAAGUCAGCCAUUGCUCACCAAGGAGGACUGACUGAACUUCCCUGGGAUGGAGGUCUGAAACGAGCAAAAGUCAAAGAUACUUUCAAAGAAGAACAGCAGAAAAACUACAGCAAGAUGCUGGUGAGAAAUGGAUCAAUAGGAAGUCUGUCUACAGGAACAGAGUCAGACUGAAUGGUCGUUCUUGAAAACUAAUUUUGCACAACCAGCCUUAGCAGGAAUAAUGUUUUUAAUUACGAAAACAAAAACCCACAAAAACUGGAGCAACAAAAUCCCUCAUCAUGUGUGUGCAUAUUCUCUGUAUGGCUGGUGCAAAG
Fulmarus glacialis (Northern fulmar) is the source of this 1337-nucleotide messenger RNA. RefSeq names its product glycerol-3-phosphate acyltransferase 3. Gene Ontology annotation, cellular component: endoplasmic reticulum. Gene Ontology annotation, biological process: triglyceride biosynthetic process. Bases 46 to 1194 code for a protein of 382 amino acids. The transcript is spliced from 11 exons. Lineage: Eukaryota; Metazoa; Chordata; Aves; Procellariiformes; Procellariidae. The record is from RefSeq and is a predicted model, not a curated record. Gene Ontology annotation, molecular function: glycerol-3-phosphate O-acyltransferase activity.